Messenger RNA from Ochotona princeps (American pika), 996 nucleotides. RefSeq names its product ADP ribosylation factor related protein 1 (gene ARFRP1). The record is from RefSeq and is a predicted model, not a curated record. Gene Ontology annotation, molecular function: GTPase activity; GTP binding. Gene Ontology annotation, biological process: Golgi to plasma membrane protein transport; intracellular protein transport; protein localization to organelle. The coding region runs from base 91 to 696 and encodes 201 amino acids. Gene Ontology annotation, cellular component: Golgi apparatus. NCBI's taxonomy places the organism in Eukaryota, Metazoa, Chordata, Mammalia, Lagomorpha, Ochotonidae. The transcript has 7 exons.
GCGCGGGGCGCGGGGCGCGGCCCCCUCCGCCUGCGAGCGGCCCGAGACCGGCGCCCGAGGGCCCCGCAACGGGCGGGUGUCCACCGCAGGAUGUACACGCUGCUGUCCGGCCUGUACAAGUACAUGUUCCAGAAGGACGAGUACUGCAUCCUCAUCCUGGGCCUGGACAACGCCGGGAAGACGACCUUCCUGGAACAGUCCAAGACCCGGUUCAGCAAGAACUACAAGGGGAUGAGCCUGGCCAAGAUCACCACUACCGUGGGCCUCAACAUCGGCACCGUGGACGUGGGAAAGACGCGCCUCAUGUUCUGGGACCUCGGGGGACAGGAGGAGCUUCAGUCCCUGUGGGACAAGUAUUAUGCCGAGUGUCAUGGCGUCAUCUAUGUCAUCGACUCCACCGAUGAGGAGAGGCUGCCCGAGUCCAAGCAGGCGUUUGAGAAAGUGGUGACGAGCGAGGCACUGGAGGGGGUCCCUGUGCUGGUGCUGGCUAACAAGCAAGAUGUGGAGCCGUGCCUCUCCAUCCCUGAUAUCAAGACUGCACUAAGUGACUGCACCUGCAAGAUCGGUCGGCGGGACUGCCUGACCCAGGCCUGUUCUGCCCUCACCGGCAAAGGGGUACGUGAGGGCAUCGAGUGGAUGGUGAAGUGCGUCGUACGGAACAUCCACCGGCCGCCACGGCAGAGGGACAUCACCUAGCUGCAGCACUCCAUGUCACCGACAUGCCGUCACCCUUGGCUGGGCCUGCCUUUCCCUGUGUCUGCCUCAUUUGCUCUAAGACAAACUCUGGAACAGCACAGAUACCAUGGCUCUGGACCCCAGGGUGUGCUGGGUGGCGGCUGGCCAGAGCAGCAGAGGCCCAUUAAUCGUGCAGGUGGACUGGUGACUGGACCUGCCGUGAACACAGCCCUCACGGCCUCAGACAGGAGUCCCUUCCGCUCACUGGCUCCCCUGGUGAGGCCAGGUCAGGUUGUGCCUGGAGGUCCUGGAGGAACAGCU